Messenger RNA from Vanderwaltozyma polyspora DSM 70294, 1215 nucleotides. It is a transcript of the gene MRF1, whose product is annotated as Mrf1p. Gene Ontology annotation, biological process: translational termination. Bases 1 to 1215 code for a protein of 404 amino acids. Gene Ontology annotation, molecular function: translation release factor activity. The record is from RefSeq and is a predicted model, not a curated record. The transcript has a single exon. Lineage: Eukaryota; Fungi; Ascomycota; Saccharomycetes; Saccharomycetales; Saccharomycetaceae.
AUGAUGGUAUUUCGAGUUAAUCCUUUUAUUCCUCGUUUGUUCCAGGUCUCUAGGUUAACGGCAAGACGAUUUCAAAGUACUUUAGAUGCUUCAUUAGUACAAUUGAAAGAGCUUCAUCCAUCUUUAUUGCAGAAAGCUGAGAGUUAUUGUGAUGAAUUGGAUAAGUUGAAGAAAGAUAUGUUUGAUGGGAAUGCCUUUGAUGUUGAACAACAGAAGAAGUAUGCAAGGUUUUCUACAAUUGCCGAUGCCUUUCAUGAAUAUAAAUCACAAUUAGAUGAUUAUAAAGGGUUAAACGAGAUGAUAAAGUCAGAUCCUGCAUUGAAAGAUGAAGCUUCUCAAGAAUUGGAACAACUUAUACCACUGCUGAAUCGUAGUUCUUCGGUUUUGUUGGAUAAAUUGUUACCACCGCAUGAGUUUGCUGAUAAACCUUGUAUCAUCGAGUUGAGACCUGGUGUUGGUGGUAUAGAGGCAAUGAUAUUUGCUCAAGACUUAUUGAAUAUGUACAUUGGAUAUGCCACCAGCAAGAAAUGGAAACAUGAGAUCAUCUCCAGAAAUGAGAAUGAAAGUGGUUCCGGGAUCGUUGAUGCCAUUUUAAGUAUCAACGAACCAGGCGCUUAUGAUAGAAUGCGACUAGAAGUCGGUGUCCAUAGAGUCCAAAGGGUUCCAGCAACAGAAACCAAGGGCAGAACACAUACAUCGACAGCAGCAGUUGUGGUUCUCCCACAGCUUGGGAAUGGAUCGGAGAGAGAAGCAGAGGCUUACGAAAGAACUUUUAAACCUGAUGAAAUUCGUAUUGACGUGAUGAGAGCUAGAGGGAAAGGUGGACAACAUGUCAAUACUACUGAUUCGGCAGUCAGAUUGACACAUUUCCCAUCUGGUAUUGUGAUAUCUAUGCAAGACGAGAGAUCUCAACAUAAGAACAAAGCAAAAGCUUUUGCAAUUUUGAAAUCAAAAUUAGCUGAAAUUGAACGUUUAGAGAAGGAAGAGAAAGAAAGGUCAGCACGUAAAGAACAAGUCAGCACAACAGACAGGUCAGAUAAGAUAAGAACAUACAAUUAUCCACAGAAUCGAAUCACUGACCAUCGUUGUGGAUUAACAUUAUACGCAUUAAACGAAGUCAUCACAGGGGAAAGAUUGGAUGAAGUCAUGGACGUGGUUAAAGCACACGACACAGAUGAAAGAUCCCAAAGACUACUCAAUGAGCAACCAAAUUAA